AGCGUUUGCCUAGCAAGCACAAGGCCCUGGGUUUGGUCCUCAGCUCCAGAAAAAAACAAAACAAACAAAAAGAAAAAAAAAGAGAUGGCUCAGUGGUUAAGAGCACUGGCUGCUCUUUCCAGAGGACCUGAGUUCAAUUCCCAGGUCAUAACUGUCUGUAAUUUAGCUCCAAGUGAUUUGACACCCUCACACAAACAUACAUGCAGGCAAAACACCAAUGCACAUAAAAUAAAAAUAAAAUCAUUAAAAAUAAAUAAAAUUACAUUUGCUUACUAAAAAAAAGAAAAAAGAAUCACUUAAAAAAGAUCUAUUUAUUAUAUACACAGUGUUCUGCAUGCAUGUUUGGUGAAUACCAGAAAAGGGCACCAGAUCUCAUUACAGAUGGUUGUGAGCCACCAUGUGGUUGCUGAGAGUUGAACUCAGGACCAUCUGGAAGAGCAACCAGUGCUCUUAACCGCUGAGCCAUCUCUCCAGCCCCAAGAAUCACCCUUUUAACUGGUUGUGGUAAGUCCACGCCUGCAAGACCAGAUUUGAGAAGAGGGGGCAGGAGUUCAGAGCCAACCUCCAUAACAUGGCAAGUCCAAAGCAAGCCUGAGUCACGUGAGAACCUGACCCAACCACCCACCAUGCAGACACAAACAUAAAGAGUCACCAUUGUUGAUUGAUUGAUUGAUUUUGAGAAGUUAAGGAAGGCCUGAGCUCUCGUGUUUACCCUGCCUCAGCCCCUGAAGUAACACUAUCAUAUAACCCCUGCUCACAGCCUUUCCCGCAGGCCUCACGAGGCUCUGGAGAGGAAGAAUUCCAUUUCUAACCUUUGUCCCCCAGGCCUGGCAGCUCAUUUGUUAGCCAUCUCCCAACAGUAGCAAGGGACAGACAUCUCUCUCCAAACAAUCCAACCUCUCCUCACAUCCCCCCGCUCUGUACUGUCAAUGGGACACUCUGCCAAGUUCCACCUGUCCUGGCUUCAUUUUUCAGGUCAGAUGUUUGACUGCUCUAUCUCUGGCAAAAAAAAGAGUCAUGCCAGCCAGAGGUCCACUCCUCCCAGGGUCCCUGGUGGCCCGGACAGAGUUGAGGCCGCUGCUGUGGAGACCCUGACCACUGGAUGUGUGUUUUCAAGGAGGACCUCCUCCAGCAAUGACUACCUCCUUGUUGCUGGUUUUUUUGUUACUGACUCCAGCCACAGUGGCGAUCCUCCAAACUGCUGGUCCAUGUCCAUCGUGUUGGGGGGCCACCUUCGACCUGGAGAGCCAGCGGGAGCUGCUUCUCGAUUUGGCCAAGAAAAGUAUCCUGAACAAGCUGCACCUCAGCCAACGCCCCACCCUGAGUCGGCCUGUGUCCAGAGCAGCCCUGAAGACCGCGCUGCAGCGCCUCCGUGGGCCUCGAUGGGAAACCCUGCUGGAGCAUGACCCGACACAGGAAUAUGAGGUCAUCAGCUUUGCUGAGACAGGCCUCUCCAGCAUCAACCGGACGCGUCUGGAUUUCCACUUCUCCAACAGAACUGCGGGUGGCAGGGAAGUUCGGCAGGCCCGCCUGGUGUUCUUUGUGCACCUCCCCUCCAACGCCACCCAGACCGUGAACAUGCAAGUCCUUGUGCCCAGACCACGGGGCACCAACCUCACCUCGCCAAGUCAGCACCGGCUGCAGGUGGAGGGCAGCGGCUGGCACCAGCUUCUCCUGGGGCCCGAAGCUCAGGCUGCUUGCGGUCGGGGGCACCUUACCCUGGAGCUGAUACCUGAAAGCCAGGCGGCCCACAGUUCAGUCAUCCUGGGCGGGUUUUCUCACAGGCCCUUUGUGGCAGCCCGGGUAAGCGCCGGGGGCCAGCAUCGGGUUCGCCGCCACCGAGGCAUCGACUGCCAGGGAGGGUCCAGGAUGUGCUGCCGGCGGGAGUUCUUUGUAGACUUCCGUGAGAUUGGCUGGCACGACUGGAUCAUCCAGCCCGAGGGCUACGCCAUGAACUUCUGCACCGGGCAGUGCCCGCUCCAUGUGGCCGGCAUGCCUGGCCUCUCCGCCUCCUUUCACACCGCAGUGCUCAAUCUGCUCAAAGCCAACGCGGCCGCGGGCACCACCGGAGGGGGCUCGUGCUGCGUGCCCACGGCUCGGCGCCCUCUCUCUCUGCUCUACUACGACAGGGACAGCAACAUUGUCAAGACGGACAUUCCGGACAUGGUGGUAGAGGCCUGCGGGUGCAGCUAGCUCACCUGUGAUACAGGCAGCCCGAGGGAGAGCGGGCAAACCUGCCCUUACAAGACGGCCUUCCUCAGAAGGUGGGAGUGACUGGUUCUCUCCUGUCUAAGCAUGCAGACUACCCUCUGUUGACCCCCGGAGAUCUACAUCUAAGACCACCAGCCUCUCUCUCUCUUUCCUGGGACGUGAUUGACACAGAACACCCUUCAUCCUAGACCCAGAACACCCCUCAUCCUAGACCCAGAACACCCCUCAUCCUAGACCCAGAACACCCCUCAUCCUAGACCCAGAACACCCCUCAUCCUAGACCCAGAACACCCCUCAUCCUAGACCCAGAACACCCCUCAUCCUAGACCCAGAGCACCCCUCAUCCUAGACCCAGAACACCCCUCAUCCUAGACCCAGAACACCCCUCAUCCUAGACCCAGAACACCCCUCAUCCUAGACCCAGAGCACCCCUCAUCCUAGACCCAGAGCACCCCUCAUCCUAGACCCAGAACACCCCUCAUCCUAGACCCAGAACACCCCUCAUUCUAGACCCAGAACACCCCUCAUCCUAGACCCAGAACACCCCUCAUCCUAGACCCAGAACACCCUUCAUCCUAGACCCAGAACACCCCUCAUCCUAGACCCAGAACACCUCUCAUCCUAGACCCAGAACACCCCUCAUCCUAGACCCAGAGCACCCCUCAUCCUAGACCCAGAACACCCCUCAUCCUAGACCCUCGUCCAGGGGCUAAUCCGCUGUCAAACACAAGCAACACGGUCUCGUCCCCAGCAAAGACAGCCCUCGCUCACCCCGACCAACGUCAUGUAGUGGUAUUUGCUCUGACCAUGAUCCUGGGCUACACGGCCCAAAGGCGGGCGUGCUCCUGCUGUUGUAAUGUGACUUCUUAUAAGGAGCUGGAGAAAGGUCACAUGCCCCUUCUCCCUGCUCCUGUCUGUGAGGUGGAUUUGCUCCCGGUCAGAUCAGUGGACGACUUCCGUCUACUCUGUUCUGUCAUCGUGAGUGUAUUUCCUCAAUUUGUAUCUUAAUAAAUUCUGUUACCCAUUUAAUAGACUCAUGUGGAUUGAUCGUAAUAAUGAUGUCAUCUACUCUACCUCCAUCUGAUGGCUCCCACCCGACGAUGGCAUGCCCUAGUAUGGCUCCCACUCCAUGAUGGCAUGCAUGCCCUAGCAUGGCUCCCACCCCACGAUGGCACACCCUAGCAUGGCUCCCACCCCACAAUGGCAUGCCCUAACAUUUUCCCUCUAGUUAUUCGGCGCUCCAAAAGACCCCUUCCAUGGGUUCACUAGAUCGCUGUUUUCCGAAGCGAGAGCCUUGCCCAAACUUCCCGCUAAUACUGUUUGCAGAACCCUGUCUUCCUCUGCCUGUGAGGGCUGUCACACCUGAGCCGCAUCAUCCGAGCUCUCCUACCCUCGGUCUUGCCGCUGAAUUCCAGGGAGACUCGGGGUGGAGACUGAAGGCUAGGGAGUGACAGAGGUCAGAAAACUCCAUCAGGCGCAAUGUCUCGCACUUACAAUCCCAGCACUUAAGAGAGUGCUACCUAAAGGUUGAGGCCAGCUAGUUCUAGGCUAGCCUGGGCUACACUAUUAAGACUUUGUCAUAAAGUAAAAGAAAGGAGCAGGGGAAAGAAAAGAAUAUUUCCUAUUCCCACUCCCCACCUGUUUGCAGGACACGUCUCUCUGUAGCCAUGACUGUGCUAUGUCUGCACGGCUGCAGAUUUGGGGACUCAGUAUCAUUAUUUCAACACUAAGAAUCUGGAUGGCUUGCCUUUUUCUAGUCCCUGGUAUCUGAACAUCCUGUUUUUGUUUUCCAAUUCACUGUGUAGAGCAGGCUUGCCUAGAACUCACAGAGCUCCACCUGCCUUCACCACCGUGCCCAGCUGUGAACACUGUUUUUGGUUGGGUCCCACAACCCUACCUGUGACCCUGUGACCCCCUUUCACUAGGUUCCCUUGAGCUAGUUCAAAAUGUCCUCUGUCUCCUGUUGAGACCUUCCCCUGUCUUCACAUGGUCCCCUCCGGCUCAGCCGUUCCAUCCAUCUCAUACUUCAUGCCUCGUCCUCCUCCAGGCUGCCCCUUCUUCCUUCAUCUCCCCCCAUCCUCCUUCCAGAACUAUCCUUCCGUGGUGUCAUGGCUAAUAAUGAACUAGCUAUUGCCUGGAUCUCAUCCCCCUCUGAACUCACUCCAAGAGAUGAGACAGAUCGAUAGUCAAUUAUCAAGUAAGCCAACAGUGGCCACACAGGGUGAGGGCAAAGACAUUCUCAUAGCUGGUUGUUGGAAUUCUGGUUCACCUUCCUUCACCCACCCUUAGAGCUCCCGCCGCCGCCGUGAGUCCUGCCUGGAAGCUUCAGAGAGACAAGAGGAGGAAGGCCUACGAUGAGGAGAGGGCAGCGUUCACUCUGAGAGCGGAUCCUCUUUAGACCUUUACCCUCUUUCCUCACUGUCUCCGCCCUGCGGCUGGACAGCCCUGAACCAUGGGGUCGAUACCGUCUGCAGCCCAAGGCCAGGUUUGCGCAAACCCCCUGUGCCCUGUGGGUAAUGUGAUGUCUGUGUUUGCUCAGCAUGUAACCCCCUCCUACCAGGGCAAGCGGUCCCUGAAACGGAAAUGCAGAAGGGAAAACCUGCAAGGGACCUUUGGGGGGGGCUGCAGGUCCGAGCUGUGGGGUUUCCUACGCAGCCCAUGGGAGACCCUCGUCUAAGAGGUUUCCUGGUGUCUCUUCCUCUGCCCUUUGUCAAUCAGUUGUGUCCCACUUUUAU
Peromyscus californicus insignis is the source of this 4946-nucleotide messenger RNA. RefSeq names its product inhibin subunit beta C (gene Inhbc). Gene Ontology annotation, biological process: SMAD protein signal transduction; BMP signaling pathway. Gene Ontology annotation, cellular component: extracellular region. Bases 1135 to 2193 code for a protein of 352 amino acids. The record is from RefSeq and is a predicted model, not a curated record. Gene Ontology annotation, molecular function: growth factor activity; hormone activity; cytokine activity. The transcript has 2 exons. Lineage: Eukaryota; Metazoa; Chordata; Mammalia; Rodentia; Cricetidae.